Phytophthora infestans T30-4 is the source of this 669-nucleotide messenger RNA. RefSeq lists its product as uncharacterized. The transcript is spliced from 3 exons. Bases 1 to 669 code for a protein of 222 amino acids. The record is from RefSeq and is a predicted model, not a curated record. Lineage: Eukaryota; Oomycota; Peronosporomycetes; Peronosporales; Peronosporaceae. Gene Ontology annotation, molecular function: DNA-binding transcription factor activity.
AUGGCACCAUCCUCACUAAGUGAUGACGAUAUGCUCAUGGGUGAGAUCCUUAUCUACCGUAGUAAGAUGACUGGUCUGAGUGUGGAAGUAUCACUUCCCUCUACGUCUCCCUCUGGUGCCGACAGCCCCGCCGACAUCUUCAGCUUCGACGCCUUCAGUCAUGUGAGCCCAAUGGCCUACAAAUUACCGCUGUAUCCUGCACCUCCCUCCGCUGUUGCGCCAGCUCCGUCUCCUUCACAGUCAAUCGCAGUCACACCCCGUGGCGGCAGCAAACGCUAUGGCCCAGUGGUGCAGCUCGAGGAUUUGAGAGAGUGCUUUAACAUGCCUAUUGCCGCCGUCGCGCGCAAGUUCGGCAUCUGUGCCACCUUACUCAAGAAGAUCUGUCGUCGUUACGGUAUCCAACGCUGGCCGCAUCGCCAGAUCCGCAGCCUGCAGAAGAGCAUUGACAUGCUGCGCGAGUCGUUGAGUGUGGCAAAGGGCACCAACAAAGAGUACAUUGCCAAAAAGAUCGCUGCCUUCGAGUAUACGCUCGAGUGCAUCAUGCAAGACCCCAACACGGCGGCUAAGGGCAUUUCGGCUGGGCGAUUGGCCUCCCCCGCUACCGAAGAGAUGCGUCUCAGUACUCGCCGGGCCAGUGUGCCAAUGUCUCUUCAGUCCAUUCUGUGCUGA